Messenger RNA from Protopolystoma xenopodis, 438 nucleotides. The record is from the annotation of a GenBank genome assembly. NCBI's taxonomy places the organism in Eukaryota, Metazoa, Platyhelminthes, Monogenea, Polystomatidea, Polystomatidae.
AUGCCACGAAGUGAGCAGCGCCUGCAGAGGUUCAGCUCGUUUCGACGCAUCGGCAAUCAGUUGAAGACAUCAUAUCAGUCGGCAUUUCGAGUGCACUACGCCUGGGUACCAUGGCGUCAGCCUGAGGCCGGGACUCGAGCCCGGGCCUCGUCUGGCCCCCUCGGCGACACCGCCUACCCGCCCAUCAACGGACUCGCCUCGCCACGCAGACGCCCAAGACCGGCCGACUUUGGUCUCGGCUCGAGUCCCGGCCUCGUCCCGUCCGCAGGAGACGAUUGGACGGAGGCGGCUGGAGACGUCGGCGCAAGCCUGAGGAGGCGAGGCAGGAGACAGCCGCCCCGAGGCCCGGUGACACUGCCCUCGCAGGACGACAUUGUCCACAUGGAAGAGUCGCCGAAUUAUUGCAAUUACGACCGGAGCAGCGGUGAGUGGAGAUGA